AUGGUUAUUCCUCUCAUUGGACGUCUCAAGGGGCACGAAUACGCAGCUCUUGUUGGGGGCUUCUUCUUCCUGGUCUUCGAGACUGCUAUCAGUUUCAUCAUCAUGCUCCUCCCCAUGCCCAUCAUCCAGUGGUUCUACGACCACUCACGGACCCUCUUUCACCAUUUCUCCGUGAACGAUGCAAAAGGCAAGUCCGAGGCUGAAGAUGUUGCUGAUGCUAUACGGAAGGCGAAGGAUUUCGGAGAGCUAUGUCAGUAUUGGGGUUACACACAUGAAGAACAUGUUGUUUUGACAAAGGAUGGAUAUUUAUUGGGCUUGCAUAGGCUCCCGACGAAGAGGGGGCAGAGGAAACGAAGUCCUGGGACGAGCACAGGAAAACCAGUGGUGUAUUUGCAUCAUGGGUUGCUCAUGAAUAGCGAAGUAUGGGUCUGUUUGACGAAUGCUGAGAGGUGCUUGCCAUUUGUGCUUGCUGAGCAAGGCUUUGACGUAUGGAUGGGCAACAACCGAGGGAACAAGUAUUCCAAGAAGUCGGUUCAUCAUGACCCGAAUUCGGUCAAGUUUUGGAACUACAGUCUCGACGACUUUGCUUGGCAUGAUAUUCCUGAUUCUAUCCAGUAUAUCCUGGAUAUCACGAAGUCGAGCACCUUGAGCUAUGUUGGUUUCAGCCAGGGCACUGCGCAAGCUUUCGCCGCACUCAGCAUUCAUCCACAAUUGAACGCGAAGGUGAACGUCUUCAUUGCACUCGCACCUGCUAUGAGUCCCAGAGGAUUAGCGGCUCCUCUUGUUGAUGGCCUCAUGAAAGCUUCCCCAACAUUAGUGUAUCUAUUCUUCGGACGUAAAGCCAUUCUGUCUUCUACAACAACAUGGCAAGCCAUCCUAUACCCCCCCAUCUUUACAAGCGUCAUCGACACUUCCAUGCGUUUCCUCUUCAACUGGGACAGUCAGAACAUCUCGUAUCUCCAAAAAAUCGCCGCAUAUGCCCAUCUCUACUCAUUAGCGUCUGUCAAAUCUGUCGUGCACUGGUUCCAGAUCAUGCGCGAGGGUGCAUUCCAGAUGUAUGACGACGAUGUUAGCGCAUUUGGCUCUCCUGGUGGGCGUGCGUACCGACCUGCGAGGUUCCCGACGAAGAAUAUCGUCACCCCAAUCGUGCUUUUAUAUGGGGACAGGGAUAGUCUUGUUGACAUACAAAUGAUGCUUAAAGAGCUCCCAGGACCAUACGACUGUCACGCGUCUGGAUGGAUAUGA
Molecule: messenger RNA, 1245 nt
Organism: Suillus bovinus
Lineage: Eukaryota; Fungi; Basidiomycota; Agaricomycetes; Boletales; Suillaceae
Product: triacylglycerol lipase
Exons: 3
Coding region: 1-1245 (414 amino acids)
Biological process (GO): lipid metabolic process
Molecular function (GO): hydrolase activity, acting on ester bonds
Source: RefSeq, a predicted model, not a curated record